ACUUACAUGGUCUACUUUUGACCUUUGACAACAUAUUACACUGACUGAAAAGUCUGCAUUGCUGCACACGGUCAAAAGGUCAACGUUCCAUACAACUGUUCGCUGCUGCCUCUUAAAGCACGCAUCUUGAUAGCAGCUGAUUGGUUGAAGGGCUGAACAAAUCCAGCUGAUAGCUUAACCGAAGCGUUCUGUUACUAGACCCGCAUCCCAGCUGCUUUCCACCAAGUUCGGUGGGACGGGCCAAUGGCUACAAUGCAAAUGCCGAUGCCAAGUACCUCCUUAGUACUAGAAGACCUGACACAGGGAUUGAACGAGUGGCGCAAUAUCCAGGACAUUGUACGGCUCACGUUCAAAGCCUUCCAUGACGUGCUCAGAGCACAAGGCGAAGCCAUCAAGGCCAUAGAGCGGGCGGUGGACACCAAGGCCAGCCGCGCCGAGGUGGCCACCUCGCUGCAGCAGAAGGCCAAUGCAGCGGACAUGGCGGCGCGGAUACGGGAGCUGGAGACACUGCUGGCUUCCAAGGCUGACGCAGCGGACAUGGAGCGGCGGGCGCUGAAGACGGAGGUGGACGCCAGCCUGCGCACGCAGAUGUCGGAUGUGUACACCUUGCUGAGGUCCAAAACGGAGGACGCGGAGUUCAAGGCCUUCAAGGAGCAUGCUGACCGGCAGCUGGCGGGGCUGCGUGCGGACGUGACGCGGCUGGGUUCGGGCAUGGAGGCGCUGCGGGGCUCUCUGGACGGCAAGGCGGGGCUGGCGGAGGUGAGCGCGGCGCUGGCGCAGAAGGCGGACCUGGCGGAGGUGGACGACAAGCUGAGGGACAAGGUGUCCCGCAAGAUGUUCCAAGAGGCCCUAGCCCGCAAGGCUGAUGUGGCGCAGCUGGACCAGGCGGAGGCGCGGUUGGGGCAGGAGCUAGCGGACCUGCGCGCGCUGGCGGGCAGGAAGGCGGAUGCGACGGCGCUGGAGGAGGUGUCCAGCCGCACGGACCGGCUGCGUCAGCGUGUGGAGGCGGACAGCGACACCACCGCUGCGGCGCUGCGGACCAUCUCCGCCACCUUUGACAACACCCUUGCAGACGUGCGCGGGCGGCUGGAGGGCACCUCCACCCAGGUGGCCACCCUGCACCGCAACAUGGCGGCAUUCGACCAGCAGCUGAGGGACGUGGACACCGCUUUCAGGGAGGGUCUGUCCAAGAAGGCCGACGCGGUGGAGGUGUACCGGCUGCUGGACCGCAAGGCGGAUGCGGCGGCGGUCACGGAGGCACUGCAGCACAAGGCGUCGCAGGAAACCGUUGACGCCGUGUUCGCCAAAGUAGACAACGCGCUGGACCUGGCGGCCCGGCUGGACGCGCUGCAGCGGGACGUGGACAACAAAGUGGGGGAGGCAAAGGCCAUCUACCAGACCAUGGAGGGUAUGGCGCGUGUGGAGGACGUCAACAAAGCCCUCCUCGAGGUGUGCGCGGAGCUGGAGAACAAGGCCCCGGUGAACGAGAUCAUGCGGCUAGAACGGCAACAGGCGGUCAUCAACUCGGGCUUUGCACAGAACCUGCACAUGGGCAGGUGGUUGUGGAAGAGCACGCGCACCAAGGCCGGCAACGCGGUGCCCUGGGAGGUGCAGGCAGUCAACACGGAUACCGACAACUUCCUGUGGGAGGAGGGCAAGGCCACUAUUGUAACCAUCACGCCCGGCCUGUACGAGGUGUCCUUCGGCUUCUACUCCGCCUCGGGCGCACCCAAGCUGCGCCGCUCGCCGCCACUCAUCCAGGUGUUGGUCAACGGGGAGGUUGCAUUGACCGCACUGCACAACCCCAAUGCCGUACAACACGGCGCAGGAGGCGGCGGCGGCGGCGCACUCAGCAGCGUGCACACCAGCUACAGCGGCGCGGCGUCGCCGUCGUUACGGGGUCCGGGCAGCGGUGCGGCCUCUCCCGGGUUGGAACGAGCCACCAGCACCACGGGUCUUAACUCCUCGCCUGUGACCGGGCUGACGACGUGGGAUGUGCUCAUGCUGCCGGCAAAGGCGAAGAUUGCGGUGACGUAUCAGGGCGAGGAGCGUGGCGAGGGAUUCCUGGGUCUGCGGAAGUUGUGAGGGGGUGGUGGAGGGAAGGGAAGGGAUGGGUUGAAGUGGUGUGCGGAGGGCGGCAUUGAAGUUGGGGCUCUAGUUUUGCGUGCGAGCCGAGCUAUGGCGGCGUUAGAUUGCGAGCGGAAUUCAUGAGUAGUAGAUGUCAACGUGUGUUGCUUGCCUUGGUUUUGGACUGGAGAGAUCAUGGAAACACUUCACGUGACAGAAUUUCGAUGGCCUAGACGUCCAAACACGGCCCGUAGACUUGCGGACUAGGUUUUCGAGACAUGACUGCUUGAUCCUGUUAACUGUGAUCAGCUGCCCGAUUAGUACGUAGCAUGCGGAAUAAUGUAGCGCACUCUUCCUUUAAGGUUUUGUCGUAUUUUGCUUUCCGUAGAGACUUCGAUGCCAUUAUUGGUUUACACCUACCAGCUGUUAACGCCUCAGCUGUCCAGACGCUUCUUCUGUGUUUAUUUCCAAUUUAGCUUUGCG
Molecule: messenger RNA, 2550 nt
Organism: Astrephomene gubernaculifera
Lineage: Eukaryota; Viridiplantae; Chlorophyta; Chlorophyceae; Chlamydomonadales; Astrephomenaceae
Source: the annotation of a GenBank genome assembly